Anopheles cruzii is the source of this 4251-nucleotide messenger RNA. RefSeq names its product zonadhesin-like. The record is from RefSeq and is a predicted model, not a curated record. Lineage: Eukaryota; Metazoa; Arthropoda; Insecta; Diptera; Culicidae.
AUGAUUACCGCCGCCGUGGCUGCCGGUGCCAAAAACGUUACACUGGCCACUGGCGGCACCGUCAAUGGCACCGUCUACAGACGUAAUGGGACGGCCGCCGUGGCUGCCGGUGCUAAAAACGUUACACUGGCCAGUGGGGUCAGCACCGUCAAUGGCACCGUCUACAGACGCAACGGGACGGCGCUGAAAACGAAUGGCACAUCCCGUCGGACCAACCGGCAGACGAGCUACUCGCCCAUCAUGCCGGUAUCGCUGGGCGCCGGCGGGCCCCCCUGGAGGCCAUACGGUGCUUCCGGGAGUACCGGUUACGAGACGUCGUUAGCCGGUGGGCACUCGAUCGUCUGUCCACCGGGGAGCACGCUGCAGAACAACCAGUGCAUCCAGCGCGUGAUGUACUGUGGGCCGGGCUUCAAUCUCGUCGGCGAUACUUGCGUAGGGCAGUCCGUCUGUCCGGCAGGUUACACGCUCCAGAACGGCCAAUGCAUGCCGACGCCGUGCCCGGCGACGACGAGCUGUGGGAUGGCGCCCCCGAUCCAGGCACCACCGGCUCAGGUGACCCUACCACCGACGGUCCUUUCGUGUACCUGCGAAACCGGCUACACCCAGAUCGGAGAUCAGUGCGUGAAGCAGGAAUCGAAGCCGGCGGAAGUGCGCACGAUCGAGAGUAGCCACGUGGAGGCGCUCACGUGUCCGCCCGGGUACGAUUUGAACUACGAGCAGUGUAUCCGACACACCGACAUGGAAUCGCGCUGCGUCCAGGGCACCCGCCGGGACGAUGUUUGCGUGGUGCCGGCCCACUGCUCCCAGCCAGCGGCCACGCUCGACGGGUAUGGGCGGUGCAUCACGAACUCGACAGUUCCGGCCCGUUGCCCACCGGAAAGCCGACUCUCGGCGGGUGGCAUUUGCGGGUACCCGACUCCCGACUGUCCCGCUGGCUACCGGGCGGAGCGUGAAGGGGUGUGCGUGCAGCGAGACCAGCGGGAGCUAAGCUGCGACCCGGGAACUCAGUUGUCCGGGGGGGUUUGUAUUGUCACGCAAUCUCGGUGUCCUCCGGCGUACCGGUUGGUCGGGGGUCAGUGUGUACAGGAGCGUCGCACGGCUCCGCGGUGCGCGACAGGAUCGCAGCCGCGCGACGGUGUGUGCGUGGUCCGGGAUCUGGAGUGCCGGCCGGGCUAUCAGCAGCGGAACGGGGCGUGCGUGAAGACGGAGAAGCAACCGGUCUCCUGCCCGGUCGGAGCCCGCAUGGUGGGCGAUGUGUGCGUCGCCGACCAGGAAGUAUGUCCGCGGGACUUCAACUUCGUGUACAUGCAGUGCGUCCGCUACGUCCAGCGGCCGGCCACGUGUCCGCGGGGGUUGCGGUUCGCGACCGGCGAGUGCAUCUCGGAGGAUGUGUCCUGCGAUGCCGGGUUUACGAUGCGCGAUGGGGAGUGCGUGCGGGAGCACGAGGGCCACUACGCGUGUCCGGCCGGAAGUCGGCUGCGCGAUGGGCUGUGCGUCGUAUCGGAGGCCACGUGUGAGGCCGGCUUCGAGCUGCAGGAUGGGGUAUGUGUGCAGCAUCAGCGCGAGCAGCCCCGCUGCCCUUAUGGGUCACAGUUCCGUGGUGGGCAGUGUGUGUACCAGGUCCAGAGCUGCCCCCCGGGAUCGGUGCGUAAGGAUGGGCAGUGUUCGCGGGACGACCAGAUCGCACCGAACUGCGCGGGGGGCUUCCAGUACAUCCGCGGCCAUUGCCUCGCCGUGCCGCACUGCGAGGGCGGGUACAGCUACAACCAGUCGGAGUCGAUCUGCUGGAGUACGUCCAGCACGGCCGUGUCCUGUCCAGCGGGCACGCACAUGGAGCACGAUCGGUGUGUAACGCGCGAAAUGGUGUGCGUGGAUGGGUACUCGUACCAGGGGGCGGGUCAGUGUGUCCUGCGCUUGACCUCAUCACCCGUGUGCCCCCCGGGAACGAUGCUCCACGGUGGCCGGUGUGAGUCGCGUGUCGCACCCCAGUGUCGCUCGGGGGGUGUGCCGGCCAACGGGGUGUGCGAGAUCCAGGAGACGGCCUACCCGACCUGUCCCGCCGGCUACCACUUCCAGGGUGGUCAAUGUAUCACGCUGGGGUCACCACCGGCCCCAUGUCCCAUGGCUGCAUACGCCGGGUGCCAGAGUCCCUGCAACGGUGGCUGUAACAGCCCCUGCCCGUUCCGGUGUGGCGCUCAGCCUGCGGCGCCACUGACGGCCCACUGCCCGACGGGCUACACGAUGGCGGCCGGGGGCGUCUGCAGUCGACGGUACUCACUGCAACUGGAGUGUCCGGCCGGAUACACGAUGAACAGCGGCCAGGAGUGUGUCCGACAGCACGCGAUGAUCUGCGGCACGGGCUUCCUCGACGGGGAGCACUGUGUGCGGCUCCAAACUCGACCGGCCAGCUGCCGGGAUGGCCUGGUGCUCCACGAGGGUCGCUGCGUUUACAUGGCCCCUUCAUGCCCCUCGGGAUACCGCAGCGUAGCCGGUGGCUGCGUGACGGUAAACGAGAGGCCGGCGCAGUGUCCGGCGGGCAGCACCAAGCGGAAUGGGUUCUGCGUGGGGACCGUUACCUGCCCGACCGGGUUCUAUCUGACCCGGGGUGUGUGUCACCGUGAGGAGCACACCCCGAUCGGUUGCCCGCCCGGGUUCGUCUACACCGACGGUGAGUGCGUCAGUCAGUUCCGGUGCCCGGAAGGGUUCCGGUUCGAGGCGGACCAGUGCGUGCGGACGACGCACCGCUCGGUGACGUGUGCCGCCCCAUCCCGGCACGUGCAGGACUGGUGUGUCCUGAGUGGCCCCAACUGCGAUCCGGGCUAUGAGUUCGUGGCCGACACUCGGUGCAUCAAGACGGAGUACCGGAGCGUGAUCUGCCCCCCGAAUAGUCGGCUACGCGGGGCGGUGUGCGUGUCGCUCGACGUUCCGACGUGCGAACCGGGCUUCACGCUGUCCGCGGAUCAGUGCACCAUGCUGGAGAAGCGCCCCAGCCAGUGUCCGCCGGAGUUCGUCAUCAGCGGAGCGCGAUGCGUUUCGCGGCGAAUGAUCUGCCCGCCCGGUUUCGAGGUGAGCGGCAACGAGUGCGUGCGGGAGAUCCGCCAGCUACUGACGUGCCCCCCGGGAAGUAACCUCCGCAACAGUCUGUGCAUCACCGGAUCGCCGCAGUGUGAACCGGACUACAAGAUGGUCGGCACGGAGUGUAUCCGUGCGAUCUACAGUUCGGUGGAAUGUCCGCCCGAUACGAUCAUUAGUGCGGGUGGUCAGUGUGUGCGGAGUGCAUCCUGCCCGCCGAGCUACCGGCUGGAUGGGACGUUGUGCGUCAAGCUCCACUCCGUGCAGCUGUCCUGUCAACGGGGCACGCUGGUCAGCGGGGAGUGUGUAGCGCCCGGUCCGAACUGUCCCGAAGGCUACGAGUUCCGGCGAGGGGUCUGCGUGCGGAGAGAGUCCACCGAACCAAGCUGCCCCGCGCACUCCACCCUCCGGGGACACCAGUGUGUCGUCGGGCGGCCCGAGUGCGUCGAAGAUUUCCACUACUCCAACGGGCGCUGCACGAAGGUGUCCAAGCUGCAGGCCCGCUGCUCCGGGUCCGGGACGCAGCUGAAGGAUGGCCGGUGUGUGUCGGUGGUCAAAUCGACCACGGCCUACUGCUCGCAGGGAUACACCCUUCAGGGAAGCCUGUGUGUGCGCUCGUUGUAUACGCAAACCAACUGUGUGGCUCAGUACGGCGCGACCGGUAACGGGGUACCGGGGCUCGAUGUGCAGAGUAUCGUGGUCCCACCGCUACAACUUGCCACACCAUCAUCCGUCUUGUGGGCGGCAGAUGUUCCAACAUUCCACCAGGUCGGUACCGUCGGUGGCACCGUGACUGGUGGCACUGUGACUGGUGGCACCAUGACUGGUGGCACCGUGACCUCGACGAACGAUGUGUUUGCAGCGUUCUUCGAAAGCCACAAUCUGUACGACAUUGCCAGUGAUGGAUUCCGGUACACACCGAGCGGCGACACCAGGUACGACUCGGUCCAUGGGGGUUCUCACGCGGUAUUGUCGAAACCGGUCCAUGGGCUCACUACGAUCGCUCCGGAGUCCGGGGUGGCGCAAGUGACACGGUGCACUGUCGUUGGACCGCGGGUCUGCACGGCCGAGGAUGAGCUGUCGGGCUGGAAGUGUGAGCAAGCAACCUUCAAGGACGUCGCCUCCAGUAUGUGCAUCAGCGUCGGAACUACCAUCCGACUGAAGAGGCGACGUCCUUGA